CACCAGCAAUUUUGUAGGAAGGCGUAUGAGUGAAUAGUUUUUUCUUCGAAUAAAAUAGUGAAACCCUAUUCAAAAUGAUAGCUUUAAUCAAUCGUAUCCUGGAUUGGAUUAAAAGUUUGUUCUGGAAGGAGGAAAUGGAGCUAACUCUGGUCGGUUUACAGUAUUCGGGGAAAACAACUUUCGUGAACGUCAUUGCCUCGGGUCAGUUCAGUGAAGACAUGAUACCUACAGUGGGAUUCAACAUGCGUAAAAUUACCAAAGGAAAUGUUACUAUUAAGGUUUGGGACAUUGGCGGACAACCUCGUUUCCGUUCCAUGUGGGAGAGAUAUUGCAGAGGAGUCAAUGCUAUUGUGUACAUGGUGGAUGCUGCAGAUCCAGACAAGAUCGAGGCGUCCCGCAACGAGCUGCACAACCUCCUGGAGAAGCAGCAGCUGACGGGCAUCCCGGUGCUCGUGCUGGGCAACAAGCGGGACCUGCCACAUGCGCUGGAUGAGCAUGGUCUCAUUGAGAGGAUGAAUCUGUCUGCGAUCCAAGACCGCGAGAUAUGCUGUUACUCCAUAUCGUGCAAAGAGAAGGACAACAUCGACAUCACUCUACAGUGGCUAAUCUCGCACAGUAAGUCGGGCAGCGCGCGCUAAACAAUCUCACCUUUAUUCCCUAUCGCAUAGGGUGCGGUGUCGCCUGCGCCCAGCUUAUUUCGUUUUACAGAGCACAGUCCACAAGGUUUUGUCUAUGUGAAUCGCUGUAAGGCAGGGGUUUCUGAAGGAGUUUCUAUAACAUUGGAUCAGACCAAGAGCCAGUCCACACGG
This is a messenger RNA of Aricia agestis (brown argus), 809 nucleotides long. It is a transcript of the gene Arl8, whose product is annotated as ADP-ribosylation factor-like protein 8B-A. Gene Ontology annotation, cellular component: lysosomal membrane. The record is from RefSeq and is a predicted model, not a curated record. Lineage: Eukaryota; Metazoa; Arthropoda; Insecta; Lepidoptera; Lycaenidae. The coding region runs from base 75 to 638 and encodes 187 amino acids. Gene Ontology annotation, biological process: anterograde axonal transport; protein transport. Gene Ontology annotation, molecular function: GTPase activity; GTP binding. The transcript is spliced from 5 exons.